Messenger RNA from Oryzias latipes (Japanese medaka), 860 nucleotides. RefSeq names its product perforin-1. Gene Ontology annotation, biological process: T cell mediated cytotoxicity; immunological synapse formation; defense response to virus. The record is from RefSeq and is a predicted model, not a curated record. Gene Ontology annotation, cellular component: membrane. NCBI's taxonomy places the organism in Eukaryota, Metazoa, Chordata, Actinopteri, Beloniformes, Adrianichthyidae. Gene Ontology annotation, molecular function: wide pore channel activity.
AGGACAGCCUGGAGACCAACCACAGGUAGGACCCCCAGCUUAGCAGACACGCUCAGAAUAAUGCCUUUCCGUGUGCAGAUAUGAAGACUCUGGACAGGGGCUUUCCUUUCACGCUUCAGUUCCAUGGAAAAUCCAAAUUCUUGAAAGACGAGCAGUGAGGGGGUCAAACCAUCAGAGCCCAAAGUUUGUGAGAGAACCACAGAGUUCCUGCAGACCUAGAACUUCACAGGACCCCACUGCUCUCUAUUAAAGCGACUCCACUUUUCAAGCAAACACUGGGUCUGUUUUAGCACUUUAAACUUGUGUGGGGCAUCCAGGAGCAGCUCCACGGGUCCAGUUGUCCCGUUUACAGCCUCCGGAGAACCAUGACCUCCCUUCCAGCUCUUCUCCUCCUCGCCCUGGGCCUGACCGUGGCGGAGGCCCAGUUGAGGCUCUAUAACCUGCGAGCCAGCGACCUCCCUUCAGACCUCCUGGGAACCUCAGACGGCUACGUCCAAGUCUACAGCGGCUCCACGUAUUUGGGUAAAACCGCGGUCCGCAAGAACGACCCCGACCCCUGGUGGGAGGAGGAGUUUCAGCACUUCAAAGCCAAAGAAGGCGACGAGCUGAAACUGGAGGUUUAUGACCAGGACCUGCUCUUCCACGACCUGGUGGGAGUCUGCCAGAGACAGAUGAAGCUGGGCACCCACACGCACGACUGCUACCUGAAGAAGGGAGGAGUCCUCACCUACACCUACACCCUCGAUGAUAUCAAUCAGUAGGCUAGUGGGCCGUCCGCCAUGAGUCAUGUGACGCUUCAACAUCCUGUCAGGCGUCUGUUCAGCUCUGGUUUCCUUGAAUAAACCUUCUUACUCUGUCAA